Molecule: messenger RNA, 943 nt
Organism: Dendronephthya gigantea
Lineage: Eukaryota; Metazoa; Cnidaria; Anthozoa; Malacalcyonacea; Nephtheidae
Exons: 3
Coding region: 320-943 (207 amino acids)
Source: RefSeq, a predicted model, not a curated record
CUUCUGUUUCACACCCCCUGUCUAUCUUCACGAACACUUCUGCAAACCUCAAGACAGAAAAGACGGCGCAUCAGACAAAUCACACAGAUCGUGCAAGAAACUAUUUUCCAAAUUAGGUGUUUACAUAUUUGAUCUCCUUUUAGCAUUUCUUGGUUCUUUAGGGUAUCCAAUCAUUGUAGCCGUUUUUUUAUGCAUAUAUGUCCUUUUCAAUUUCGCAUUAGGUUUUGUUGUUCCCCAAACCAGUUUUUGUAAACAAUGUUAUCUAAAAGUUAUCGAAUUCAUUUUCGGGACUAUUAUAAGAUUGAUAACUUUGGUGGUUAUGGUCUUUUUCACUGGGUCGAUUCUUAUAUUUCUUCUCUCUAUAACUGUUGGGUUGAUUCUAAAUGGGGCGUUCUUCAAUCCUUUCAUUGCUCCCAUUGUCACUCUGAUAGUUUUUUUUUGGAAAAAUUGGAAGUUCUCGGUUGAAGCACGAUGCUUGCAACUUAAAACGUUAAUCAUUGAAGUUUGCGAGGAUAAAAUGGAGACGACGGGCACGGACGAAACGUUAAUCAUUGAAGUUUGCGAGGAUAAAAUGGAGACGACGGGCACGGACGAAACGUUAAUCAUUGAAGUUUGCGAGGAUAAAAUGGAGACGACGGGCACGGACGAAAGCAAUGCUAUUUCUAACAACGAACCAAAAUCAUCAAAAUGGGACUUUCUAUUCUGGUGGAGACAUUCAUGCAUUGAAGCAAGUCGUUGCUCAGAUAGCAAUAAAGGUCAAGAAAAUGGCAAAAAUGAUGAAAACAAUUACAAUGGAGAUAAAUUACUGGCUAUCAAAUUUGAAGAAAAACUGCGAGGAUUCAGGGAUUAUGGAGAGCGUUCAGCACUCAGCGCUAUUGUUGCGAUCUUACUCGUUCUUUUGACAAUUUACGCUGAUCAUCAUACAGCACGAAGACCGCGGUAA